AGAUUCUUUGUCUGAAUUCAGCUUCAUGAAAAAUACUGUUAUUUACAACAUGUUCAUCAUUUGCAUUCAAAUCUGAAUUACAAAAGCAUUUAUAAUGAUUUAAUUUUACUUUAAAGGGUUUCCUGUCACUUGCGCAUCAUUAUUGUGGCAAACAUCUUAUUUCAUUGUCUUGGUGCCAGUGAUCCUUGGUAAAAUGCACCAAAUAACUGAAGUUCUGUAGCCUGUAUUAGCAUGGAAGGACUGACUGAGACAGUCAUGAUGAACUUGAGAGUGACGCAGUCCAGCAGUGCAGGAGGCGCAGCAAUGAGCAGGAGUGUGGCAGGAGGUGGAGCAGGAGUCAACAUUGGGGCGGCAGGUGGUGCUAUUGUGCCAGGAUCAGUUGCAGCAGCUUUGCCUGGUUCAGUAGGAGGAGGCAACACGUCAGGCAUGCUGCUAGACGAGAGUCUAGGUCUGGGGGGCGUGCCAGGCAUGACGGGGGCCGGGGGGCUGCUGAAUAUAGGCAACACAGUAGCAGGGGGACCUGUGGGGGGUGUGGGGGAUACUUCUCUUCUUGGUCCCCCAUCUUCACCCUCUGGCCUCCGCUAUACCUCGGACAAACACCCAAAACUUGCGCUGGCCAACAUCAACAUGUUACAGAAGCGGCGCGAGCUCUGCGACGUGGUGCUUAUGGUCGGCUCCCGUAAAAUAUUUGCUCACAGGGUGAUCUUGUCAGCUUGUAGUCCAUAUUUCCACGCCAUGUUUACGUCGGAGCUGCUGGAGGCCCGCCAGACCGAGGUCCCCAUCCGCGACAUCGACGAGCACGCCGUGGACCUGCUGGUGAACUUCUGCUACACCUCCGAGAUAACCAUCGAGGAGAGCAACGUGCAGACUCUGCUGCCUGCAGCGUGCCUAUUACAGAUGCAGGAGAUACAGGAGGUGUGCUGCGAGUUCCUGAAGCAGCAGCUGCACCCCAGCAACUGCCUGGGCAUCAGAGCUUUUGCCGACACGCACUCCUGCCGCGACCUCCUCAGGAUAGCCGAUAAAUUCACACAGCACAACUUCCAGGAGGUGAUGGAGAGCGAGGAGUUCCUGGAGCUGCCCGUCAACCAGCUCAUGGACAUCAUCAGCAGCGAUGAGGUGAACGUGCGUUCAGAGGAGCAGGUCUUCAGCGCCGUCAUGGCCUGGGUCAAGUACAACGUCGCCGACCGCCGCCCCUACCUGGCGCAGGUGCUGGAACACGUCCGCCUGCCGCUGCUGAGCCCCAAGUUCUUGGUGGGCACCGUGGGCUCCGACCUCCUCAUCAAGAGCGACGAGGGAUGCCGGGACCUGGUGGACGAGGCUAAGAACUACCUGCUGCUGCCACAAGAGCGUCCCCUCAUGCAGGGACCCAGAACACGUCCCCGCAAGCCCAUCAAGACGGGACAGGUGCUUUUUGCAGUGGGCGGUUGGUGCAGCGGGGACGCCAUCGCGAGCGUGGAGCGGUUCGAGCCGACGACGUGCGAGUGGCGUCUCGUGGCGCCCAUGAGCAAACGGCGCUGUGGCGUCGGCGUCGCCGUCCUCGCUGACCUCCUCUACGCCGUGGGGGGGCACGAUGGCCAGAGCUACCUCAACAGCGUCGAGAGGUAUGACCCGCAGACGAACCAGUGGUCCUGCGAGGUGGCGCCCACCAGCACCUGCCGCACCAGCGUCGGCGUUGCCGUCCUCGACGGCUUCUUGUAUGCCGUGGGCGGCCAGGACGGUGUCUCGUGCCUCAACGUCGUCGAGAGGUAUGAUCCCCAGCACAACCGCUGGACGAAGGUGGCGUCCAUGAACACCCGCCGCCUGGGGGUGGCAGUCGCCGUGCUGGGGGGCUACCUCUAUGCCGUGGGUGGCUCUGAUGGACAAUGUCCCCUCAAUACUGUUGAACGCUACGACCCGAAGCUGAACAAGUGGUCGAUGAUGCCGGCCAUGAGCACGCGCCGCAAGCACCUGGGCUGCGCCGUGUACAGCACGAUGAUCUAUGCUGUGGGAGGACGCGACGACUGCACUGAGCUCAGCAGCGCUGAGCGAUAUAACCCACACACCAACCAGUGGAGCCCCAUCGUAGCCAUGACCAGCCGUCGCAGUGGUGUUGGUUUGGCUGUUGUGAACGGAAUGCUGUACGCGGUGGGAGGUUUUGACGGCACAACCUACCUAAAAACCAUCGAGCUCUACGACCCCGACCAGAACCACUGGCGGUUGUGUGGCUCCAUGAACUACCGCCGUUUGGGUGGCGGUGUGGGGGUGGUGAAGCUCCCUCACAAUGAAGCCCACCUCUGGUGAGGCGGCUACAACAAUGAUAAACAGCUUGAGUUUUGGCUCGGGGUCGCCUUCAAUGACAGCGCCAAGUCUGCCGCUGAUCGCUGGUGGCUGGGAGAUGAGGGAACUUUGGUGGGGUAUGGCUGGGAGCAGAACCUGUGACACGCGUCCAGAACUUGGUGUGUGGGGUACGGCUGGGAGCAGAACCUGUGACGCGCGUCCACAGGCUAAAGGUAGUCAGGUUGUGUUGAGUGGCGCCAAGUUCAUGUCUGAGGCAUAAGUCACUAGUUUGCUCGAGGCUAGCCAAUGUGAUGCAUGCCUUAUGUGACCAGCCUUGCCAGCGGGUCUUUAUUUUAUUCAAAGAGAUAAGCAAGCGCGACACAAUUUAAAAGUAUCCGCUUUGAGCGAUGUUCGUCCCCGGUUUUGACUGUAAACUGCCGCAUUCUCAUACUGUUUUGUUUGGUUUUGGCUGUAAAGCACUGCAUUCUAAUGCUGUUAAGAGUAACUCGCUUGUAGGUGGCACUGUAUUCUUUGUAUUUGUACAGUUUGUGUAGCAUGUACGUUGACUGAUGUCUUGUGCAAUAUCGUGUUUCAUCUGUCCCAUAAUUUGACUUUUUACAUCUUAAUUUAUAUGUUUAAAGAAUUCAUGUAUUGUAAGAGGAUAUUUAUAUUACUUUUGAUAGGACAUUCCGAGUAUUUACUCAACAAUGUAAGUUUAAAGCGAACUUCUCUGAGUAGAGUGAUAGUAGGAAGUUGCAAGUCUUCAUGCUAACGGAAAUUGUUUCCUUUUGCCAUUCAUUUGGCUCAAAAAUUUGUCAAGUUCUCGCUUGUAUUCAUUAAUAUUUUCUGAAAAAAUA
Molecule: messenger RNA, 3113 nt
Organism: Hyalella azteca
Lineage: Eukaryota; Metazoa; Arthropoda; Malacostraca; Amphipoda; Hyalellidae
Gene: dbo
Product: kelch-like protein diablo
Exons: 13
Coding region: 232-2280 (682 amino acids)
Molecular function (GO): protein binding
Source: RefSeq, a predicted model, not a curated record